This is a messenger RNA of Oryzias latipes (Japanese medaka), 1594 nucleotides long. It is a transcript of the gene ptcd2, whose product is annotated as pentatricopeptide repeat domain 2. Gene Ontology annotation, molecular function: RNA binding; protein binding. Gene Ontology annotation, biological process: multicellular organism development; mitochondrion organization; regulation of mRNA processing. NCBI's taxonomy places the organism in Eukaryota, Metazoa, Chordata, Actinopteri, Beloniformes, Adrianichthyidae. The record is from RefSeq and is a predicted model, not a curated record. Gene Ontology annotation, cellular component: mitochondrion.
CCUCGAUGGUACAGUCCUUUGGCAACAUGGCGCUCGUUGGGAGACUGGCAGCCAAAUAUUGUCGGUCAUUAUUGUUUGAGCCUUUUCAAGGACGUUUUCGUGGAGUUUUAGCUCCGGGCUGGAUUCAAAGCUGUGUUGUAGCUAAGAGACAUUUGCUGUCGGAAGAUAUUGUCAAACUGCAGGACUUCCAGCAGAGGAAGCUGGCUGUGGCUCAUCUCGUCUCUGGAACAGAAGGUAAUUUUAUCGAGCUGUUCAGACAGAAAAUGCAGAGAAAUGAGCUGGUUCUGCGGGAUGAACUGAAGCUCCUCCUUCACCUGUGCCAGUCUUUAGAUGACAUGGUGGUAGCCAGAGAUGCCAUUUAUAGAUACUAUGCAGAAAAUCGGAACUUGAUGUACGGAGACUUUAAGUUUGGUCCUCUUUUCAUGAGACUUUGCUACGAGUUCGGCCUGGAAGAAAUGGCUGCUUCAGCUCUUACAGAUAAGAAUCUGAAAGGAUUUUUCCUCGACACAACCUCUUUUAACAUUGCUAUAGACAUGUUAUUCAUUAAAGGCUUGUAUGAAAGAGCUCUUGAGGUGCUAAAAAGCAUGAGGAGCCAAGGCUUACAAUUCAACAAAGACACUUUAACUCUUGCAGCUGGGACCUGCUAUAAGCUGAACACGGCAGAGUCGUACCGGAUCUGCACAGCUUUGAUGGAAGAGGAGCAGACCAAAGGCCACUUCAUCUCUCGGCACGCAUUCUGCUUCGCUGUAGCUUUAGCACUGCGACAGAAGGAGGUAGAAAAAGCAAAGCUGCUGUUUGUACAAAUUAUGAACCCAGAAAGCAAAUUGUGCCAAAACCUCAAGGUAGCAACACUAGCUGUGUCUGGAGAAAUUGUAGAGGCUGUUGCCUUAUUAUCAGCAGCCCUGUUGCCCAAAAGUCCGUAUUUUAUUAAAAAAACAGAGUUCUCGCAGGAGGUGGUGGACCUGCUUCGUCUGCAUAGCGAAGGCGGACCACAUCACACAAAAGUGAGUCAGGUAGUGACUCAGCUUGAGCGAGCCUCUCAGGUGACUCAGCAGACCCUCGAUGACAUGCUGUGCCACACACCUGUGGGGAAGAGGAGACAAGCACCCAUGGGCGAGGGGAGGAGGACCAGCCGAAGGACUCUGAAGCCUCUGAAGUCUGCUUUAUUGUCAGAGUGAGGCCAGUUCUGCUCAGCGAUGCAAAUGUCUAAUGUGGAGAUUCACAAUUUGGUUUAUAAAAAUGAGCUUUGUUACGACGCAGGUACAACUCACAGCAGUAUUCAUUGUACAGUUUUAAAAUUGACCUAGAAAAACAUAAAUAUUUUUAUCACAACACUAAAAGUCAGAUAACAGACUUUUGUUAGUAGAGAUGUUUUUUUUUCCAUUCAUUUUUCAUUAUUAAACAAACUUUAACCACACCUCAUGAUUAUUUUUGAAAAACCUCAACUUAGUAAAUGUUACUUGAAAAUAAGCUGCAGUUUCUUAUAAAGACAGUCAAAAUAAAUCAGGCAGGGAUGUAUUUUGUAUAUCCUGUGUAAGUUUGGAGGGGGGUGUAAUUGAUUAUUAUAUUUAAUAAAAAAAAUGUUUUGAAGAAG